CUCCGAGAAAAAGUAAAAGCCAAAACUGAGGGAAAAAAGGAUUCUCUGUCUAUAUAUAUUGGAGGUUGACAGUGACACAAGCACUAACAAGUUGAACAAGAAAUGGAAGACGACGAAGCGCAAGAGUUUGCAAUAUCAAAUCUGACAGAAAAAGGAAGGAUGGCAAACAAGAUAGAACUGACAGUAGAUGAAAUAGUUGAAAGGUUUGUUGGAUCAUUUGGCUUCUCACAGCUGCUGCAUGUGUUCUUGGUAUCACUCGCAUGGAUAUUUGAUUCCCAGAACAUGUUGAUCACUAUCUUCAGCGACGCCCAACCUGCUUCUUGGAGAUGCAUAGGUUCAUCAUCGUCAUGCAUUAAUAGCAGCAAUGAUGGCCGGGAUGCUUCUUCAGUCUGUGGGCUGGUGCCAGGUAGUUGGGAGUGGGUCGGGGGCAGUACAAGCUCUACCAUUGCAGAGUGGGGACUCAUUUGUGACAGAAAGUUUCUUGCUGCAAUUCCAGCGUCCCUCUUCUUCCUUGGUUCUCUUCUGGGGUAUGCUGCCUAUGGUCGCUUGGCUGACUCAUCGUUCUUGGGAAGAAAGAGAACGGUGCUCCUUUCAUGUCUCCUGACCUCCAUAACCGCUUUUCUCACCUCCCUCUCACCAAAUGUCUGGAUAUAUGCACUGCUCCGGUUUGCCAGUGGGUUUGCACGUUCAGGGAUCGGCGUAUGCUGUCUUGUCCUCUCCACAGAAGCUGUUGGCCACAAAUGGCAUGGUCAAGUUGGCCAAUACGGCUUCUUCUUUUUCACAUCAGGCUACCUUUCGCUCCCCUUGAUUGCUUAUCCCACCAGAACUAACUGGAGAAAUUUAUACAGAAUCAUCUCUCUUCUCCCUCUCCUCUACUCCCUCUUUAUACUCCCCUUUGUAUCAGAGUCACCGCGGUGGCUCCUCGUCAGGGGAAGAAGCAAAGAAGCACUCGAGGUCUUGGAAAGAUACGCGACACUGAACGGGAAGAAGCUGCCAACCAACCUGAGUCUCUCAGAGCCAUUCCCUUCCAAAAUGGUUGGUCAAGGUAGAAAAUCACUACCAACAUCAGACACACAAAUGAACCUGUGGACCACUAAAUGGGCUGCUAAAAGAAUUGCCACAGUGAUGGUGGUAGGUUUUGGAGUUGGCUUUGCCUAUUAUGGUGUCCAACUCAAUGUCGAAAACCUAAACUUCAAUCUCUAUUUCACCGUGGCACUAAAUGCAAUGAUGGAGAUUCCAGCAGUUUUUAUUGGCAGCGUGCUCUUGAGCUUCACAAAUCGCCGUCAACUCUUCUCCCAGUCAGCUUACGUAGCUGGAGUUUCAUGCAUCCUCCGCGUUGUUUUCUCCCAUGGUAGACAUGAAAAGACUGAUGAAUAUAAAUGGAGCUGCACACAACUGACAUUAGAAUCGAUAGGAUUCAUGGCUGCUUCAACAGCAUUUGAUGUGCUGUAUAUCUACUGCGUUGAGCUUUUCUCCACCAAUAUGAGAAACUUUGCUGUGUCUCUGUUGCGCCAAGCCUUGAUGUUAGGGGCUUCGCUCGCUCCUCUGCUAGUUGUUCUUGGCCGACAGAACCCCUCUCUUUCCUUUUUGGUAUUCGGGGCCCUUUCCAUCUUUAGUGGUCUGUUGAGUUUGUGGCUUCCUGAGACCAGGAAUGCUCCACUCUACGAGACAUUGGAGCAACAGGAGGAAGAGGAGAAGCUAAAUUAUGUCUCCGAAGAGUCUGGGUUAGAGCUUGGGAAGUAGACACAGGUGAUUAUUCUUUCGAACCUGCAAGAGUGAAUCCAAGAACUGCUCUACAAAAACAUCUUAAGCCGUGCAAGUUCUUUAAUUUGUAAAAUAACAGCAAUUAGAAGGGUUCAUCUACUAUAAGAUCACAGUGUUUAUAAGCUUAGGCCUGGUGCAGUCAAUAUCAGUAUCCAUAUCUGUGGUACCACAAUAUUUUUGAUGUGGAAAACCAAGUGUGAUUAUUUGAGGUGUUAUCAGUAUCAGUCUUGUUUUACACUAUAUCCUAGUCAUCACUCUCUAAAGCUUACUUUAUCUUAUUUUAUACUAUGUAGUAUAUACUAGUCAUCACUCUCUGAAGCUUACUAAAUCUUAUUGAAAAAUGGAGUAUACGUUGAUACUCAAGAGUAGCAUAUCAUGAUAUAAAUCCUUUCUCAUCAGGGCCUCUACCUG
Messenger RNA from Cornus florida, 2175 nucleotides. Its product is annotated as organic cation/carnitine transporter 1. Gene Ontology annotation, molecular function: transmembrane transporter activity. Lineage: Eukaryota; Viridiplantae; Streptophyta; Magnoliopsida; Cornales; Cornaceae. Gene Ontology annotation, biological process: transmembrane transport. Bases 103 to 1743 code for a protein of 546 amino acids. The transcript is spliced from 2 exons. Gene Ontology annotation, cellular component: membrane. The record is from RefSeq and is a predicted model, not a curated record.